GGAAAGGAGAGCGAGUUGAUGAUAAAAGGGGGCUUCUUCUUCUCUCUUACCCUUCACUUCUUAAUCGGUUCUCUUCUUCUUCUUCGUCGCUGUAGCUACUUGUAAUAAAGGUUGCAGCUUGGUGGGUAGUAGUUGUUUUUUCCCCCAUGUAUACCGUCUUUGUUUGACUACUGUUUCCCCUGUCUCUCUCUGCCUCCAUCACUGUGACACAAUAGCAAACCCGCCUGCCUUUUCAGUUUGCCUCUCUCUGUCCCUUGCCCGAAAGGUGUUCCUUCUUUUUUUACCUUUUUCUCCUAUGGCGCUGGAAGCUGCGAUCUACUCGCAAGACCCGUUUGGUUACCCACCAUUAUUCAAGGACCAGUACUAUGGCUAUGGCAUCCAGCAAGAAGAAGAAGAAGAAGAGGACAAAAUAAUGUUCAACGAUUCCAUCGCCACAUUUUUCAACCCCCCGCCGCCGCAGGCGGAAGAUGUGGUACUGGGUUCCGCAUCCGUUGCUCCCGCACGGCGGAAGCGGCGGCGGACCAAUAACACGAAGAAGAACAAGGAGGAGGUAGAGAGCCAGAGGAUGACUCACAUCGCCGUGGAGCGCAACCGCAGGAAACAGAUGAACGAAUACCUCGCCUUGCUUCGCUCUCUCAUGCCCUCUUCCUACGUUCAAAGGGGAGACCAAGCUUCGAUAAUUGGAGGAGCGAUUAAUUUCGUCAAGGAGCUGGAGCAGCUGCUGCAGGCGAUGCAAGCUCAGAAAGAGGCUAAACACCAACAACAUGCUCAAAACGACGACGGUCAGGCAGGGUUGACUGAUAACGGCCGUUUGUCGCCGUCGCCGUUGUUUGCCGAGUUUUUCGCUUUCCCGCAGUACUCAACUCGGGACCCGACCUUGCAGGCUCAGUCGCCCGCCGGCGACGGGAUGGCCGACAAGUUGGGUGGUGUAGCGAGGGAGGCGGCGGCGGCGGUUGGAGAGAUAGAAGUGGCGAUGGCGGAGAGUCACGCCACCGUGAAGAUUCUGGCCAGGAAACAGCAGAGGCAGCUGGUGAGGCUGGUUGCUGGGAUGCAGGGACUCGGGUUCACGAUUCUGCACCUCAACGUUACCACCAGUACCGGCUCAGAUCAAACGGUUCUCUACUCGCUUAGCUUCAAGGUGGAGGAAGUGUGCCGUCUGAACACGGUGGAUGAGAUCGCAGCUGCCGUCAAUCAAAUGUUACGGCGGAUUGAGGAAGGAAGCUAG
Messenger RNA from Linum tenue, 1225 nucleotides. The record is from the annotation of a GenBank genome assembly. NCBI's taxonomy places the organism in Eukaryota, Viridiplantae, Streptophyta, Magnoliopsida, Malpighiales, Linaceae.